Messenger RNA from Tricharina praecox, 1394 nucleotides. RefSeq names its product DNA/pantothenate metabolism flavoprotein. The record is from RefSeq and is a predicted model, not a curated record. Bases 97 to 1212 code for a protein of 371 amino acids. The transcript is spliced from 2 exons. Gene Ontology annotation, molecular function: phosphopantothenate--cysteine ligase activity. Gene Ontology annotation, cellular component: cytoplasm; nucleus. NCBI's taxonomy places the organism in Eukaryota, Fungi, Ascomycota, Pezizomycetes, Pezizales, Pyronemataceae. Gene Ontology annotation, biological process: coenzyme A biosynthetic process.
CGGCACGUCGCUUAUGCGAUGGUUAUCGUCUCUCCCCACACUUCUCCCACGCUGCAACGCCGAUAAAACGGAAAUCCCGGAAUUACGCCAGCACGAAUGAUGCCCGCCUCCGCCGCACCCUCCGACGAGCUCGAGUACUUCGACACGCACAGCGCGCCGGCGCACCUCGCCGCCAUCUCCACGCAGCUGCAGGAAUUCGUCAACCUGCACCACGCGCACGGCCGCCGAGUAGUCCUCGUCUCCUCCGGCGGCACCACCGUCCCGCUCGAGAACCAGACCGUGCGGUUCAUCGACAACUUCUCGGCGGGCACGCGCGGCGCCACGUCGGCGGAAUACUUUCUCGAGGCCGGCUACGCCGUUGUGUUCUUGCACCGCCAGUUCUCGCUGCUGCCGUACUCGCGCCACUACUCGCACUCGACAAACUGCUUCCUCGACUACCUGUCUGAGUGGGGGCGCAUCGGCGAGGACGGCGAUGGCGCUAGUUCCGACGGCGGCGAUGUGGUUGUGCGCGAGCGCUAUCGCGCGCAGAUGCUCGAUGUGCUCAGGAAGUACCGCCGCGCUAAGGAGCAGAAGACGCUGUUCCUGCUGCCGUACACCACCGUCACCAGCUACCUGUUCCUCCUCCGCGAGGUCGCGCUGCGGAUGCAGGUCCUUCGCAAUGACGCGCUGUUCUACCUCGCCGCGGCCGUGAGCGACUUCUUCGUGCCGCCCGACAGGAUGGCCGAGCACAAGAUACAGAGCGGCGAUCUACCGGGGGCGCCGGACACGGCGGGGGCGAGGGCAGAUACUACCGCGGCUGCCGCGGUGGCAGGGAUGGAAGCGCACGACGACGACAGCGGGCUGGGCGCGCGCGGAAAGAAACUGGUGAUCGAUCUGGAUCCCGUGCCAAAGUUUCUGAAACGGCUAGUAGAAGGGUGGGCGCCGCACGCCAUGAUCAUAUCCUUCAAGCUCGAAACCGACCCGAACAUCCUGCUCUACAAGUGCCACCAGGCGCUGAACCGCUACAGCCACCACCUGGUCAUCGGGAAUCUGCUGUCGACACGGAAGUUCGAGGUGGUGUUCGUGGACAAGAAGGCGGACCAGUGGAUCCGCGUACCGGAGGCGCGCGAGGGCCAGGAGCAGGUCGAAAUCGAGAGCCUCAUCGUACCCGAGGUGGUAAGGAGACAUGAUCGCGCGAUUGGCGCGAAGGAGGCGGGUGAACCUGCUAGUUAGGAGACGGCUGACUGGCCGGUACCGCGCCUGCUGCUAUGUGCUGUUGCUUGCUUGUUCCUGUAUAUAUCCGUGGAAAAAUGGCGACCCGCUCUACAUAGGAGACUUUGGUAGGAUGGGGUGCGGGGCAUCCCCGACCUCCCUCCUGUCCCACCUCGCCGCUUUUCUCCCGUCCUUUGAGCUCU